This is a messenger RNA of Megalops cyprinoides (Indo-Pacific tarpon), 3909 nucleotides long. RefSeq names its product internexin neuronal intermediate filament protein, alpha b (gene inab). The coding region runs from base 1 to 1470 and encodes 489 amino acids. The transcript has 3 exons. Gene Ontology annotation, molecular function: structural constituent of postsynaptic intermediate filament cytoskeleton. NCBI's taxonomy places the organism in Eukaryota, Metazoa, Chordata, Actinopteri, Elopiformes, Megalopidae. Gene Ontology annotation, biological process: intermediate filament organization. The record is from RefSeq and is a predicted model, not a curated record. Gene Ontology annotation, cellular component: postsynaptic intermediate filament cytoskeleton; intermediate filament; cytoplasm.
AUGAGUUACGGACCUGAAAUGUUCACUUCUUCUUCCUACCGGAAGAUUUUUGGGGAAUCCCCUCGCUAUUCAGCCUCUCCAUCCCGGCUGAGUAGUGCCUCCUCAUCGCGAAGUUCGCUCUCGUCCAGUGGUUUUCGGUCCCAGUCUCUCUCCCGUAGCGGUGCCUCUUCACUGGGAUCGUACAGGAGGUCUGGACGGUCUUCGUUCUCACCUGUGCGGAGUGAGAGCUUUGAUAUGACCCAGAGUUCUGUUCUUAACAAUGAGUUCAAAAUCAUCCGAACAAAUGAAAAGGAGCAAAUGCAGGGGCUCAAUGACCGCUUCGCUAUGUUCAUCGAGAAGGUGCGUAAUCUUGAGCAGCAGAAUAAAGUCCUGGAGACCGAGCUGGUGACGCUGCGACAGAGGCAGUCCGAACCGUCCCGUCUCGCCGACCUGUACCAGCAGGAGCUUCGCGAUCUCCGCUCUCAGCUGGAAAUGGUCAACGGCGAGAAAUCCCAGAUUCUGAUUGAAAGGGACAACAUCGAGGAAGACCUGCAGAAACUUCAGGGCAAAUUUGAAGACGAGAUAAGGGCUCGAGAAGAGGCCGAGCAAACCUUGAAAGCUUACAAGAAGGACGUGGAUGAUGCCACCAUGGUUCGCCUAGACCUGGAGAAGAAGGUGGAGUCUCUCGUGGAUGAGAUAUCUUUCUUGAGGAAGGUGCACGAGGAAGAAGUGGAGGAGCUAAUGAACAUGAUCCAGGCAUCCCAGGUGUCUGUUGAGAUGGAGGUAGCCAAGCCGGAUCUCACCUCAGCGCUGAAGGAGAUCCGCGGCCAGUACGAGACCCUGUCAGCCAAGAACAUGCAGUCGGCUGAAGAGUGGUACAAGUCGAAGUUUGCCGACCUGAGCGAGCAGGCCAACAGGAGCAACGAGGCGAUCCGCGCGAAUAGGGAAGAGAUCAACGAAUUUAGGAGGCAACUGCAGUCCAAGACCAUUGAAAUCGAGAGCCUCAGAGGAACCAAUGAGUCACUUGAAAGGCAGCUCCGAGAGAUGGAAGACAGGCACAGUGCCGAAAUUGUCACUUUCCAGGAUACGAUCAACCAGCUAGAGAAUGAGCUGAGGACCACCAAGAGUGAGAUGGCGCGUCAUCUGAGGGAAUACCAGGACCUACUGAAUGUCAAGAUGGCUUUGGAUAUCGAAAUCGCAGCCUACAGGAAACUGCUGGAGGGGGAGGAGACCCGCUUGAGCUCUGGGAUAACCUUCCCUGCUCCUAGCAGUACCCCCAGCCUGAGCUACGGAUACCAGACACGAGUCUACACCAGUUCCUCCAAGGGUGGAAAGAAGGAUGAGAAGGAUAACGAGAUCCAGGUCAAGUCCACCAAGGGCAGCACCCAGCGCGAGACCUUUGAGGAGAUCAUUGAGGAGACCAUUGUCUCCACCAAAAAGGUGGAGAAGAAUGAGUCCGGGGAUGUUUAUCCAACCCAGCAGAAAAACUAACCCCCUCACCUGUUCAGCCACAGGGGGGGUCUCAGAGAGGAAUCCACUGUAACUCCAACCUAAUACUCCACUAUCCAACUACAAUAGCCUAUUCUCUCUCUCUCACUUAGCAGUCUCUUGCAAACACACUACGGAAAUUUCAGGAAGCACUUUACAGUAAGGAAACACAAGCAGAUCAAUAUCAUACUUCACUGGUCUCACAUUGGGCUAAAGUUUACAAAUGGCUGCAUAUUAAUUACACAAUUCUAAGUGCACUGCCACAGGCGAUAAAUUACUCUUGACACAUUCCAGAGGGCAUGUGUGUGCGUGUGUACUGUGCACAGUACCUUGAGAACAUAUAAGAUGGUCUAUGGUCUUCACCUACUAGCAUUCUUAUUUCCACAACUACAGUAUGAAUGGAUGAAUGCACUAGCCUUUUCAUUAGAAAGUGUGAGCUAAUUUUAUGAAGUCGUUCACUGAGCACAGACAUUAUUUCAGAGCCAGCUGAAACUUUGUCCAAAAAAUAUAUUCCUGUUGAGCCACAUGGCUAAUAGCUAAGGCAAAAUGGAUUUAAGCUGACAUGUUAGCCUUUGUUGGGAAACACCCACUCAGCAUUAAGAAGGGUCAAGUUAGAAUAUCUCUGAAGGCUCAUUCAAGCUAGUCGUAUCACUACCAACUGCAUCUGACUCUUAAUUCUGGACAAAACAAUGAACAUUGCAUCUGCAUGUCCAUAGUGUGUUUCUGCUUCUCAAAUAGAAUCCCUCCUUCAUAUUGAGAUACCACAGCAUUCCAACUAAAAUUGUGCCAUCAAAAGCAGAGUUCCUCUCCAAGACUGCUGUUGAUGUAAUUAUGUAUGUAAUAUCAACAUGCGAAAACAAACAAAAUGAGCAAACAUUAGUUGCAUGAUGUAUAUUUCAUGUUUGCAUGGUGACUAUCUGUGGCCCCGCUGACUCUACAUACAGUCAGCAGUGAGGAAGACUCUAUGUCUCCUUCAUUUCCCAUUCUAUGUCUCGCUGUGUUCCCAUUCAUUUCAUAACUAAAAGCUGUAACUGGAAGUAAGCUGCAAGUUAUGCUCGAGGCUAAAGUAAUUAUUGUUGGAUGUAGCACAUAGUACUGUCGUUAACUCUGCUGGUCAGUGUUUAUAUGAUGAUAAGAGUUCUUAUUCAGGACUUUUAUGUCAUACCAUAAUGUCAUCUCAGCUGUACUGAUACAGAUAAGGUUGCUAAGAAUGUUUGCGCUAGUCAAGAUCAGCUAAAAGGAAGCACAGAGAAAACCUCUGCGAAGUGGGCUUUGAGUUAGCUUUCUCUUAUGAUAUAGUUCAAGAUGCAACACAAAUGUUGUUUAGCACAAAUGCAUGGGGCUUAUGAUCUAAAAGUUUUGAAAAUGUAAUCCCCCUGAAUAUUUGGGGCAGGAUUUUGAGAAUUGUAUGCACAAUUGUCUGACAUUUCUAAAAGUAUUCUUAAGGAUGCCUGAAGCACAUUUUAACAGCAUUGACCAGAUUCCAUACCACAAUACUAAGCCUUAGUGAUAAAAAGCCAAAAGCUAAAAGUUCACUGAACAGUGUCACUUCACCCUUAAUCUUACAGCAUCAUUACAUACUCCCAGCCAGUUUUAACAGCCGUAUCAUGUCUCAAACGUGUGUUGUAGAACUUAUUUCACAAAUAGGAGCCUUAAAGCAGGGAACAAGCAACUUUUUCCCUCUCAAAAAGCUUCUGCCUAGUGCACUGAAGGUGAUUUCUUGUUUCUCAUCCUUUCACCCUGUGGUCCUUCCCUGCAACACUCACCAUAUUGUAAUACUCACUCUAAAGAUUGGUUCGUAUUUGCACUGAGGUUUCAUGGAGGCAUUCAGAAGCUUGCAAGUUAUGGGCACAUCUCCCGAGGGAAUGUCAGGAGAAUUUUUUGGGAAAUGCCAGGCCAGCCUCAGCUUACGACCCAUACUUCUGUACACCUCAAAGGAGGCAAGUGAGGAUAUUUGCUGUCUCACUGAACACAGCUGUGCAAAAUACUGCCCAGGGCCCACUUUGUAGCCCAUUUAUUUAACCUUGUACCAUGGAUGAGAGGAGAGGCAAGGGUGACCGUAAUAAGGGUUACAACAUGCGUCUUCAAAAAAGAAAAGAAUGACUGACAGACUGACUGCACUGCCAGACCUUUGUAAUGCAUGUGCAACAAGCUGUCAUGAAACAAAUUGUUUUCAGAAUUCACAUAAAACUCAUAAAAAAUUGGAAUGAAUGCCUAGGUUGUCAAAACUGCCUUAAAUACACCAGCCGCUUUUCUGACUGACAGUCUGUGUGCUUUUGUGUAUGGUUCUGUCAAGGAUGUGUUCUCUGCUCCUUCUCUCUAGAAUUAGAACCCCUAAGGUAAUAACUGAUGAAAAACAUAGUUGCUGAAUGUAGUUGAAACAAUCUUCUUCCUAUGUUCCUUACGGCUGUAUGGCACAUAUCAAUAAAGACUUGACCUUAA